UGUUCAAAUAAUGCACUGCCUAGAUAUACAUAAAUAAAGAACUGAAAUUUUUAAAUAGUCUUUACUUUUUCCCAGAAUCAGCACUAUAAUGAGCACUGAAUCCAAGCUUUCUAGCAUCAUUCAUUUUUAGAAUAGCCUAAAAGCUGAGCACGAAGUCGAAUUAUUGUUCCAGGCAUCUCAUUAUUUUUUUUAAAAAUGGUAUCGGAAAGAAGAACACCACAGAAGCUCUAAUUUGACACUAACACCAACAACAAAGAUAACUAAAAAAUUAAAUAUAUAUUGGGGCGUAAACAACAGAUACCAAUUUCAUUGAAAAUCAUAACUUUGUCACUACGCCAGGCACGGUAAAUACCGGCGAAAAUCUGGAGGCCACACACCUCGCCGCCGCAAAGUAUGCUGAGGAAAGCAGAACUCCUUCGCGUGCCACAAUCAUCAGCGGCGACUCCAUCAAAAACGCCGCCAGGACUAUGCCAGGCACGGUAAAUAGCGGCGAAGAUCUGGAGGCCACACACCUCGCCGCCGCAAAACAUGCUGGGGAAGCAGAACUCUUUCGCUUGCCUUAUCAUCAGCGGCGACUCCAUCAAAAACGCUGCCAGAAAACCUGUGAAGAGUACUUGGUAGCCCGCGAAGCACACCCAUUGCUGCUAUUCCAAAACAAGAACCUGCUUAAAGUCCUUGGAAGCGCGCAAACUCUGCUGCCGUCGCUGCUCCACUGCGAAGGUGCUGCUGAUCCUGGGUACUCUGCCCGCCGUGCACAAAACUGUCGAGCCACCCUCCACCGUUCGCCAUCCUGAGCUAUCGCGGCCUCUCCCUGUCCCUGAUUGAUUUGAAGGUGGUAAGAAUUGCAAAGUUACUUGCAGCAGAGAAGCUUUUAGAGGACAAUCUAAUCAAGGGAAAUUGGAAAGCCGAGACUUCUAUCCCAUUACCAGAAGCUUUUGGUUCGCAGAGAAGAUGAUAGAGGCGUCUCCAUUCUCUUCGUUUGACCACGCAACAUCCUUUGCAAGGCAGUUGUGGUUCAAUCAGUCGCGUAUACAGUCAUGGUUGAUGCCUUUUCUGGACAAAGUCACCUUUAUCGAGCCAUUCGUGAUGCGCCGGCUUCUCUGAUGAGGGAAUUGCUAUUUUGGGACCGAAAGUACCGGGCUAAAUUUGGGUUUGAGUUUAUAACAAGUACGGAAUUGUGGUUCACACAGAAAAUACUUGACGAGGCGAAGACACGAUAUGAAAAUACUCUGGUCGUUGAACUGGAUGUUGCAUCACGGGAGGAAUUCAAGCUCAUAGAACAUGGCCUUGAACGACUACGGGACAGGUUAUCUCGACCAAAGAUCCAAGAGGCAUCCGAAGAACCAGGAGAGGUGGUUCCAGACUCAAUGGAGAAAGAGGACGUUGUCUCCUCUGAUGGGUCUGAUGAGGCCACUUCUGCAGGAAGAAAUUGCUCCAUGCUGUCAUAUGACCUCAACAAAAUAGCAAAUGAGAAUGAAUAUCCUUACAGUGGAAUGUCUCCUGGAAAGAAGAAUGCAUGGCACUUGGCUAACUGGGCAACACGGUACUUGAAUCCGUGAGGACAGUGCUUUAGGUUAUUUGAAGAUUUUCAAUUCAGGUUAUUUAGGAAAGUCGAACCUUGUUCAUUGGUUUUGUCGUGACUUUAUAACUUCUCACAUUGUUAUAUUGAGAUUGUUCUUGUUGAAAAGUAUUAUCAUGUUAGAGAACUUGGGGAAUGCGAUAUUUAGUCAAGAUUGGUACAGUUAUUAUUUUUUAGAGUCGAUUAAUUAAUGAAUUGGAUUUAUCACUAUUCUGUGCC
Messenger RNA from Arachis ipaensis, 1798 nucleotides. The record is from RefSeq and is a predicted model, not a curated record. NCBI's taxonomy places the organism in Eukaryota, Viridiplantae, Streptophyta, Magnoliopsida, Fabales, Fabaceae.